AUGAAGUUACCUCGUGGUACUAGACCGACUCUCAAACCGUCGACGGCAAUCGUAUCGAAAGCAUCGGAAUUUGUCGACAUUUAUCGAUAUCCUCCGAGAAGACCGCAAAACAUAUACGCUACGCCGACUCCUGAUAAAAGUGCUGCCAAAUGUAGAAAAGAUGUUUGCCUUUUGCCAGAUUGUAACUGCGGCGGAAAGGAUAUUCCAGGUGGUUACAACGCCGAAGAAAUCCCCCAACUCGUUUUAUUAACAUUCGACGAUUCCGUUAACGAUUUAAACAAAGGUUUAUACGCUGAAUUAUUCGAACGUGGACGUGUCAAUCCGAACGGUUGUCCAAUAUCGGCAACGUUUUACGUAUCACACGAAUGGACGGAUUAUUCACAAGUUCAAAAUCUUUACGCGAACGGACACGAAAUCGCAUCUCAUUCAAUAACUCACAGUUUCGGUGAACAAUUUUCACAAAAGAAAUGGAAUAAAGAAAUAGCAGGACAAAGAGAAAUAUUAGCCGCUUACGGUGGCGUAAGAUUAGAAGACGUACGUGGAAUGAGAGCGCCAUUUUUAGCCGUCGGUGGUAAUAAAAUGUUUAAAAUGUUAUACGAUUCUAAUUUCACGUACGAUUCAUCUAUGCCCAUUUACGAAAAUCGUCCACCCAGCUGGCCCUACACUCUCGAUUAUAAACUUUUCCACGAUUGUAUGAUUCCUCCAUGUCCGACAAAAAGUUAUCCAGGAGUUUGGGAAGUACCCAUGGUCAUGUGGCAGGAUUUGAACGGGGGUAGAUGUUCGAUGGGUGACGCAUGUUCGAAUCCUCCAACAGCAGACGGAGUUUAUAAAAUGUUGAUUAAAAAUUUCGAAAGACAUUUCACGACCAACAGAGCUCCCUUCGGUUUAUACUAUCACGCCGCUUGGUUCACACACGAACAUCACAAAGAAGGUUUCAUAGCAUUUUUGGAUACGAUAGUAAACAUGCCGGAAGUUUGGUUGGUAACCACGUGGCAAGCCAUAGAAUAUACAAGAAAUCCACAGCCAUUAUCGACCGUUAAUAAUUUUCCACCGUUUCAAUGUAACGUGGAAAAAGCUAAAAAAUGUAACAAUCCGAAAGUUUGUAAUUUGUGGCAUAAAAGUGGCGUUAGAUAUAUGAGAACGUGUCAACCAUGUCCGGAAGUUUAUCCAUGGACUGGAAAAACUGGAGUUAAAAAUAGUCGUGUCGAUAACGAAAUAACAGAAGAAUAA
This is a messenger RNA of Pediculus humanus corporis (human body louse), 1230 nucleotides long. RefSeq lists its product as uncharacterized. Lineage: Eukaryota; Metazoa; Arthropoda; Insecta; Psocodea; Pediculidae. The record is from RefSeq and is a predicted model, not a curated record. The transcript is spliced from 7 exons. Gene Ontology annotation, biological process: carbohydrate metabolic process. Gene Ontology annotation, molecular function: hydrolase activity, acting on carbon-nitrogen (but not peptide) bonds. The coding region runs from base 1 to 1230 and encodes 409 amino acids.